Limanda limanda (common dab) is the source of this 2921-nucleotide messenger RNA. RefSeq names its product folylpolyglutamate synthase, mitochondrial-like. Bases 166 to 1737 code for a protein of 523 amino acids. Lineage: Eukaryota; Metazoa; Chordata; Actinopteri; Pleuronectiformes; Pleuronectidae. Gene Ontology annotation, molecular function: tetrahydrofolylpolyglutamate synthase activity; ATP binding. Gene Ontology annotation, cellular component: cytoplasm; mitochondrion; cytosol. Gene Ontology annotation, biological process: tetrahydrofolylpolyglutamate biosynthetic process. The transcript is spliced from 15 exons. The record is from RefSeq and is a predicted model, not a curated record.
UGAUAACACCAGUUGGAGUUUUCCAUUGCUCAGCCCAAGAGAGUCUAUAACAGCUGUGCUCUACACUAUGCUGAUUAUAUUGCCUUUAUUCCGGCUUUAUUUAUAUUGCUGUACUUUUCAUGUCGUAGUUAUAGACUGUUUAUGUAUUGAUAAGGCUUUACUACCAUGGUGAGUCAAAUGGUGGUAAUGAACAGGACCAAAACCUUUCAGAGAGCUGUAUGUGUCCUGAACAGCCUGCAGAAUAAUGGACGUCAGAAGAAACCAGGCCUGCAGCUCCAGGCCAUGCAGGGAUUCCUCCAUCGCACUGGCAUCACUGUGAGUGAACUUGACAAACUCAACAUCAUCCAUGUCACUGGGACCAAAGGAAAGGGAUCAACGUGUGCUUUUACUGAAAGAAUAAUCCGGAAUUAUGGCUUUCGCACAGGGUUUUACAGCUCUCCACACUUGGUUCAUGUCAGAGAGAGAAUACGCAUUAAUGGAUGGCCAAUCAGCAAGCAUCUUUUUACCAAGUACUUUUGGGAGGCUUAUGAGCGACUCGACGACACAAAGGAUGCCAAUGGAGGCACCAUGCCCUUCUAUUUCCAGUUCCUGACGCUACUGGCCUUUCACGUCUUCCUGCAGGAGAGGGUGGAUUUAGCAGUGGUUGAAGUGGGGAUUGGAGGGCAGUAUGACUGCACAAAUAUAAUUAGGAAGCCAUGGGUGUGUGGGAUCACAUCUCUUGGUUUUGAUCACUGUAGUCUGCUGGGUGACACAAUGGAGAAGAUUGCUUGGCAGAAGGCUGGGAUAUUUAAGCCAGGUGUACCAGCUUUUACUGUCCGGCAACAGCCCAGUUCCCUGACAAUCCUGCGGCGCAGAGCUGAAGACAUCGGGUGUCCUCUGUACAUCUCUCCUGAGCUGGAUCAGUAUGAAGCUGCGGUCGGGCCCGUGAGCCUGGGACUGUCGGGGAAACACCAGCGCUCAAAUGCAUCCCUUGCCCUGCAGCUCAGUUACAGCUGGCUGCAGCGCCACAAAGCCGAGGAGAAAAGAGGUGGUCUCAGCUUAGUUCCUGCAGGCUGCAGACUGAGCUCUCAAGCUGCCGUGUUCCAGCCCAGCACAGCCAUGCUAAAAGGUCUACAGGAAACAGAGUGGUUGGGACGAAACCAGACGCUGAAGUGUGGCUCUGUCACAUAUUACCUGGAUGGAGCACAUACCACAGCCAGUAUGCAGGCCUGCGUCUACUGGUUCAGACAGGAGAUGAUUCAGAGGGACCAGACUCAGAGCGGUGCACUUAAAAUCCUGCUCUUUAACACAACAGGAGAGAGGGACGCUGCUGCUUUACUCAAAGUGCUGCUGACCUGCCAAUUUGAUUACGCACUCUUCUGUCCCAACGUCUCUGAAACACCUGCUGACAAAACAGCUCAUCACAGCAUCAGUGUGUGUGUGCAGCGCCUGCUGGCUCACUGCAGAGAAAACCAGAGCAACUGGCAGAGCCUGAACGCAGCAGAAACCAUCCAUCAUCACCGGCGCCACCUGGUGACCAGCCCUGUGAGUCACAGCCUGGUAUUCCCCUGCAUCCUAAGCGCCCUCCGAUGGAUAAACCAGAGAGAACAGCCAGUGUUGAAACCCGCUGGAUCAGUGGGCUCCACUGAGUUCUCUGACAGGCUGGGAGAGACGGGCACCUUGUCUGUGCUGGUGACUGGAAGUCUGUACCUGGUGGGAGGAGUGCUCAAACAUCUGGAGCCUGCAUUGGACUCAUGACUGAUCUGAACCUUUACUGUAUCACUGCUGACUCAGGAACGUAGUCUCUUUGAUAAACACUCUACACUAAUGGUUUACAUUCAACAGUUACAUACACAGUUAUUUACACAGUUUGUACCACAGUCACUCUGCAGCAGUAUUUCUAUAAUUUUCACAUGUGCAGACAAAAUCUGUUCCACCCAACCGUUCAUUGAUAUUCUAGUUUUAUAAAUAAUAUUUUGUCCUCGAACAAUCCCAGGACUGUUUUUAGAGAUUCCAAAGAUCACCUUCAUAGUGAUAACAACUCCUACACGAUAUGUUAGCCAGGGGAUUUCUCAGGGUGUCACUAUGACAUCAGGUAAUGAAGCCAAACGUAUGUGCAGCAUUUACAACAUGUGGCUUGUUUCUUUAUAAAAAUGAUUUGCUACUGUAAGGUUGGAUCAUACGGUUAUGGCACAAACUUGUGCAGCAAUAUUCACAGUGCAGGCCUGUUUUUUGAAGAAAAUAUAGACAGAAGGAAAAGAUACAAAUCUAAUACUGGUAACAAAAACUACAAAAAUAAAAUAAAUUUAAACUCAUCUCUGCAUUAGGCAAUGCCCACUUUAACUAUUGGGCCCUUUCAGUUUCCACUGGCUUGACUCUGUUCCAGGUAAGAUCAUCUCACACUCUCCUCCUGGACCUCCAGCCUCCACCUUUUUACUGGCUGGGUCUUUACAGGGCACAGUCACCACUUGAAAGCUGUGUCUCUGUUUGUAUGGUUUAAUAUGAAACUCACAUGAUCUAUUUCAAUUAGACUACUGACUUUUCUACUACUAAAUCUACUAAGAUUUUUAUUAAAUUGUUUUAAAAAGUUAAUCAUGGAAUAAAGUCAUCCUGUGAGUGCAUAUUCAAGUCUGUCUCCCUAUACAAAUAAAUCGUGGCAGCAAAUAUGUUUUGGAAAUGCACUGCAUGUAUUAGCAAUGGAUUCAGAGUGCAGUCGGCCAAAGCACAUGACUGUCAGUGGCCAGAGCCCACAUCCGGGUCCUACCUGCAGCCAGGGACAUGCAACAAAUGCACCAUCACUGGAGAUGGAUCAUAGUUUGUUUUUGUGUGUGUAUGUGUAUCCUGAAGUCUCAUGUUCAGGCACAGUUGGUAUAAUUCAGAUAUCUGAACAUUGUCACAGAGAUGUAUUAUAUGGUGUUAAACAUUAAAGAAACUGCAUUCUU